UCAGGAGUGCCUCUCACUGGCAGCAAAGAGCCAAGAGACUGACAUUCCCAGUGCCAGAAAGUCCUAUUGAUCUUUGACCCUCUGCUCCUCCUCCUUCCUUUCUUCCCUGCUGGCCUCUCCCUCUGUUCUCUGUCUCCUCACUUCCUUGACACCCUUGCUCUGACCGGUGGUGUUUCCCAGAUCCUUGCUCACGCCAACCCUUCUUCCAUGCUGUCUUCAAGCCCUACUUCUUGCACAUCUCCCAGCCCUGAUGGGGAGAACCCAAUUAAGAAGGUCCAGUGGACUUCUGGGAGGAGGAGGACGUCAUCCACAGACUCAGAGUCAAAGUCCCAUCUCGACCCCUCUAAAGUGCCCAGGUCCCGGAGACCCAGCCGCCUGACGGUGAAAUAUGACCGGGGCCAGCUCCAACGCUGGGUGGAGAUGGAGCAAUGGGUGGAUGCCCAGGUUCAGGAGCUCUUCCAGGAUCAACCAACUCCUGAGCCUGAGAUCGACCUGGAGGCUCUCAUGGAACUAUCCACAGAGGAACAGAAGACUCACUUGGAGGCUGUUCUCCAAAACUGUCCCCGCCCUACAGAGCCUUUUAUCUCUGAGCUGCUCAGUGAACUCAAGAAACUCCGGAGACUCAGUCGGCCUCAGAAAUAAGCCUUAUGAGACUACUGUCAGCAGCCUCAGCACUGCCAGGCCUGCCCUGAACCUCUGAAUCCUGGGCUGAGAGGGCAAUGGCCCUUUGGGACACUGACAAGGAACAUGGAAGAUGAGGAGGGACAUUUGGACACCCCUAGUAUAUGUGCAGUU
Nyctereutes procyonoides (raccoon dog) is the source of this 795-nucleotide messenger RNA. RefSeq names its product protein phosphatase 1 regulatory inhibitor subunit 14D (gene PPP1R14D). Lineage: Eukaryota; Metazoa; Chordata; Mammalia; Carnivora; Canidae. Gene Ontology annotation, cellular component: cytoplasm. The coding region runs from base 208 to 642 and encodes 144 amino acids. The record is from RefSeq and is a predicted model, not a curated record. Gene Ontology annotation, molecular function: protein serine/threonine phosphatase inhibitor activity. The transcript is spliced from 4 exons. Gene Ontology annotation, biological process: regulation of phosphorylation.